UCAGUUCGAAAGCACGCUUCCAAGCAGACGGUCGCACAUUCCGAUUGGCAGCCGAGUGAGUGACGAGUGAGAUUUAAGCCACGAUUCGAGUCGAGUUGAGUCGAGUGACGAGCGCAGCAUUUAACGCAGUGUUUGGUGCCUGGGAGCAGAGGCAUCCAAAACACACCCUACGCUCUCUUCUUGGGUCCCAGUUUUAAGCCAUCGGUGCGUCUCUAUCCGGAUUUCGCUGUUUUGAUACAUCCAGUGGGUCGUAAAUCUUCGACGAACCGUAAAUUAUUUAACAGCUCGCUACGCAGCGUGCUCAUAUUUUACAGUUGAAGGUAGCUCCGUGGAGGAAAACAGCCCCAAGAUUUCGAAAACAACGAAAAUGGUCUUCGACUGCGGAGUCUGGUGUGCAAAGUAUUUGCUUUGCAUAUUCAAUUUUAUAUUUUUCGUGCUAGGCACAAUUAUAUUCGGAGUCGGACUAUGGCUGGCCGUGGACAAGCACUCGCUGAUUGCUCUCCUCAAGUUGGUCGAGAGCGAGCGCAUUGAGCAAUUUACACAGCCACAGGCCAUAGAGCAGCUGGCCUAUGUGCUCCUCGUCAUCGGAGCCGUCAUGUUCUUCAUGAGCUUCUUGGGCUAUCUGGGAGCCAUGCGCGAGUCCCGCUGUCUGCUGUCGACGUAUGGAACCUUUUUGAUCCUGCUGCUGAUUGCCGAGAUCGUUGCCGGCGGAUUGGGUGCCUUCUUCAAGGACAAAGUUCGUGCCGAGAGCAAAAACUUCUUGCAGACGACCAUUACCAGUUAUUCGCUGGGCGAGAAUGUGGAUGCUACCUCACUGAUGUGGAACCAACUGAUGGGCAACUUUGGGUGCUGUGGCAUCAAUGACUAUCACGAUUUUGAUGCCUCUCCAGCGUGGGUGAACGGCAAGGGUAACCGCACCAUUCCCGAUGCCUGCUGUAUCCUUAAGGAUGUGGCCAAGUUGGUGCCACGCGACGAGGACUGUACAACCAACCCCAGCGACAGCAACAGUUUCUACAAGAAGGGCUGCUAUGAGGUGUUUACCGAGUGGCUGAUUCGGCAACGUGAACUGGUCAUCGUGGCCAUUGCGGUGGGCAUUGUGCACCUGGUCCUCAUUAUUCUGGCCUUUGCUCUGUGCAAGGCCUUUGCCAAAUACAACGAUAUGCGUCUGUAAAUCGGAGAUGACGAGGACAGCGGAUGUUGUGACAGUUUUCAGAGUUAGCAAAGUAGACGUAGGAACGAGCCAAAACAGCAGGACAGUGAAGAGCGACGAUCCCUCCUAGAACUCCCCCAAAAAAUACAACGCCCUACCGAACACCGCGACGUGCUCAAUGGAAACAUGAAAUAUAUUCAAAUGCAUUUGCCGCAUGGAACGGGACAGACACGAGAACACAAAACAGUUUAAUACAGCUCUAAUCUAACAAUAAGCUAAGAUCAUAGCCAGCAUAAUCCAUUUACCGAUAAUAUUCAAGAAUAUCUUACAAGAAAUGUUGCUCAAUGUUUUGCCAGCAAACGAAUGGGUCGGAUGGAUCGCGAAGGUUUUUACGAAUGAAACUCACACUUGGAAUAUUUAUUUGUAAAUCUGUUUUGAUAGCAGUUUUUUAGUUGUUAAGUAGUAAACUACAAUAUGCGUAAUAUUGUAACUAUUUUUCUUAGUCUAUUACGAUUUUGUUAUGCAAUCAUGCAAGGCAUUCGAAAACCACUCAAAAACAUCACAGAAAUCACAUAAGUUAAGACGAAUGACAACACACAUUUUUGAGAUUGAGCGAAAUCGUGAGAUCAAUUUUGAAAGAUGACUUUUAAAGAAGCAUAGAGCAUAACGCCCAUUAAAUUACAAGCAUGCAUAUAUACAAAUAUCGAUUGAAAAUGAUAAGAAAUGAAAUGGCAUUGACAUUGUACUAGUAUGUGUAUUAGUUAAUAAGUCUCUAACCUUAAGUUGUAACUUUAGUUGUUUUUUCUAUGGCUAUCUUCGAGUUUUUAACUACAUACGCCGGGGCGCGCAACUUCGUGUUCCCGGCUCUUUUGUUAAAAAUGAAUGUUGUACAUUUUUGAAUUCUAUAUAUACAUAUAUAACUAUUAUUAAUGCAUAUUAUAUACACGUAUGUCUGUAGUUUACUUAAUGUACUUUUUGGAAAUCGCGCAAUGAAAAAGCCGUAAAUCGAAAGCAUGAAACUAAAACACACACAAAAACGAUAAAAAACCUCCCAAGAACGCGAGGAAAAAUCCCCAUUUAAAGAUGUACAUUUAUGAACGUGAACGAAAAAGUAAUUAAAAUAAAGAAAAAGUAAAU
Drosophila melanogaster (fruit fly) is the source of this 2287-nucleotide messenger RNA. It is a transcript of the gene Tsp66E, whose product is annotated as tetraspanin 66E. Gene Ontology annotation, cellular component: membrane. Lineage: Eukaryota; Metazoa; Arthropoda; Insecta; Diptera; Drosophilidae. The record is from RefSeq and is marked reviewed. The transcript is spliced from 7 exons. Bases 368 to 1171 code for a protein of 267 amino acids.